This is a messenger RNA of Cotesia congregata, 1767 nucleotides long. Lineage: Eukaryota; Metazoa; Arthropoda; Insecta; Hymenoptera; Braconidae. The record is from the annotation of a GenBank genome assembly.
AUGGGGAAUGAGGGGAGUCUCUUGUCUCUUGCACUUGAUCAUCCUCACUCUCGCCCUCAUCUUCGUGUACCCCCGUUGCCCUCGGGCGUGUUUAGACCUCCAGAGCUGAAGUGUUAUACAUCUCGCGUGCAAUUCUCGUGAAAUAUGGAUCGUGUUAUUGUAGUACUUUGUAUGGUUGCAAGUAUUCAGAAUGUUUUUUCGCUCAAUCGAGGAUCUGUCAAUUAUGAAGAUGCAUCAUUCUGGUCAAAAGAAGGUCAAAAAUAUCUGGAAAAAAUGUUGGAAGUGAACAAUAUCGAGCAACGAGCUAAAAAUGUUAUUAUUUUUAUUGGAGACGGAAUGGGAUUAGCAUCAGUAACAGCCGGACGAAUUUUCACCGGACAACAAAAAGGACUCAGCGGCGAAGAAUAUAAACUAAAUUUUGAAGAAUUUCCCAACACUGGAUUUUCAAAAACGUACAAUGUAGACAGACAGGUGCCCGACUCAGCCGGAACUGCGACAGCAAUAUUUUCCGGAGUAAAAAGCAGAUAUAAGGUCAUUGGAUUAGAUCCAAAGGCCUUGUAUAACAUUUGCGAGCCGUCAAUGAACGACGAGAGGAAACUUAGGACCGUCGCGGACUGGGCGCAAGACACCGGAAUGGAUACAGGUUUUGUUACGACGACAAGAAUCACUCACGCUACUCCAGCUUCACUUUACGCUCAUGUGAAUAACCGAGACUGGGAAUGUGAUAGCGCUAUUCCUACAAUAUAUAAAGAUUGUACCAAAGAUAUCGCACGACAACUUAUCGAAGAUGCGCCUGGUAAUAAAUUUAAGGUAAUUUUGGGCGGAGGUGGCCAAAAUAUGGGAACCCCAAUGCCAGAUUCGAUUGAUAAAGAGAGUUGUACGAGAAAAGACGGAAAGGAUUUAACGCAAAUAUGGAAGAAGUUCAACCCAGAAGGCAAAGUUGUCAAAAAUACCGCCGAUUUGAUGUCAGUGGAUAUUAACAACAUUACCAAAUUACUUGGAGUUUUUUCUAAUAGUCAUAUGCCUUACCAUGGAGUAAGGACAGAUGAAACUCCAACUCUAGCAAAUAUGACAACGCAAGCUAUUAAAAUCCUGAAGAAAAAUAAAAAUGGAUUUUUGUUAAUGGUCGAAAGUGGAAGAAUAGAUACUGCUCACCAUAAAAACUACGCUCAAUUAGCAUUACGUGAAGUGACUGCUCUAGAAGAAGCCGUAAAUGUUGCAUUAAAAUUAACCAAAGUUGAAGAAACGCUUAUAAUUGUAACUGCAGACCAUUCUCAUGCAUUUACAAUGAAUGGAUAUCCAAUGCGAGGGGAUGACAUCCUCGGAUUCGCUCAUAAUCGUAAUGAGUCAGAUGCAGCAGCCUAUGAAACAUUAACGUACGCCAACGGGCCCGGUUUUGCUUACCACAGAAAUAAUGACUCUAAUUCAAGUCAAACUUGGAUUUCUGUUGAAUUGGAUCCAAAUAGAGAAUUGCCAUUUUAUCAGCAUAUGGCUGGAAUGUACUUGAAGGAUGAAACACAUGGGGGUGAAGAUGUGGGAGUUUAUUCUACUGGCCCAUACUCUCACCUUUUGCGAGGAACAUUUGAACAGAAUUACAUUGCUCAUGUGGUAGCAUACGCGGCUUGUUUAAAGGACUGGCCUUCGCAUUGUAAUGAUCAAUACAAAAAGUAUUAUUACGAUACCUCUAACGCAUCAUCAUUAAGUACCGUGUCUCUAUCAUCUCUCAUCUUAGCGACUACUCUUUUAAUUUUACAACUUUUCACUUGA